Messenger RNA from Larimichthys crocea (large yellow croaker), 1465 nucleotides. RefSeq names its product CUE domain containing 1b (gene cuedc1b). The coding region runs from base 112 to 912 and encodes 266 amino acids. Lineage: Eukaryota; Metazoa; Chordata; Actinopteri; Sciaenidae. The record is from RefSeq and is a predicted model, not a curated record. The transcript has 9 exons.
UUACAUGAAGCAAAACUUUUGUCUGUUUCUUUCUAGAUUCUGGAGCGGACACUUGAACCUGAUAGUUCAGAUGAGGAACCACCUCCAGUCUACUCUCCGCCAGCAUAUGAUAUGCACAUUUAUGACAGGAAAUAUCCAGAGGCCCCACCAAGAUUUGAAGCGAAGCCACCACCAGGUCACCAGCAGGUCAGAAGCUACCGGAACUGGAACCCUCCUUUGCUUGGAAAUCUUCCAGAUGAUUUCCUGCGGAUUCUUCCACAGCAGUUAGACAGUAUGAAGCAGAGCUCUCAGAGCAGUCUUUUCCAGCAUUCAUCAUCGUCCUUCUCAGUUUCUUCAAUAACCCAAUGGACUGCCCAGUCUGGUUCUCAGGCUGGAGUCGCAGGGAACACUGGAGGUCCAGGUUUGACGUCUGGAGCUACAGAGCAAGACAAGAAACUGAAGCAGUAUCUGGAAGAUGAGCGCAUUGCCCUCUUUCUGCAGAACGAGGAGUUUAUGAGAGAACUGCAACGCAACCGCGAGUUUCUCAUCGCUUUAGAGAGAGAUCGGUUGAAGUAUGAGUCAAAGAAAUCAAAGUCCAAUCAUUCAUCUAGCAUGGAGAAUUCCACAGGAGAGCAGUACUCUGCAGCUUCAAUGGAGGUCGUCUCAGAUGACGCCUUGUUCAGAGACAAACUCAAACACAUGGGCAAAUCAACAAGGAAGAAACUAUUUGAAAUUGCCAGAACGUUUUCAGAGAAGACAAAGAGGAGAAAGUCAAAAAGGAGGAUGCUCCUGAAGCACCAUUCAUUGGGCACAGCCAACUCUACAGCCAAUCUUCUUGACGAUGUAGAGGGAAAUCCCUGUGAAGAAGAUGGUCAGCCUAGGAGAGCAAACACUCAGGAAGAGAAAGAGCAACGCAAUGAGCCAAUAUUAUGAUCCUCCCAUGCUGCACCAUAUUGGGGUUACCAGUUAACUGUAGCAUGACCCAGGUGGUGGCCAUGCAGCUUUUCUGGUCCCCACCUGCUAACCCACUCUAAUCCAAACCAGGAUGAGUUGGGAUCUCCCACCCCUAGCCCUCGUACCACACCCCUCCUCCCUGGGGAGAGAAACUGGACUCUUCUUGGCACUGGGCUAACUGUCUAUAUUGGUAACACUUUGUUGAUAUAUAAUUUUAAUGUAAUGGAAAAUGCAUUAGUCCUUACCAGUAUUUCCUUGUGUCACUACAGCUUCCUUUAAUCCAGAGGAACACUUGCACAGUGAUGAUCUUGCUAUAUGAAACUUUGUUACUUCUCCAGUCCUGUGCAGUAGCAGACUGUAUAUUUCUGUUGGGGUCUCUCAGGCUGGGCAUUUCAAAUCCAAUGUGUGCACAUGCCCCUUUAUAUACACUUAACCAUGUAGAGCCUUUUUUUACCUUGUUUUCUUAAUCAGAUUUUAAUAUUUUGCUGUUUUUGAUCCUUGCGGUUAUUUACUAGCCAGCCACAACUUUAAA